Molecule: messenger RNA, 909 nt
Organism: Exophiala aquamarina CBS 119918
Lineage: Eukaryota; Fungi; Ascomycota; Eurotiomycetes; Chaetothyriales; Herpotrichiellaceae
Exons: 1
Coding region: 1-909 (302 amino acids)
Source: RefSeq, a predicted model, not a curated record
AUGCCUACCCAUGACCCUCCCAUCCUACGAGCUCCUUUGCCAACUCGAGACAUCUUUGAUCCCUUUAACUCCUCCUCCACCGGCCACCAGCGCGCCGAAAAUCGUCUCUUAGGAAGCAUAUCAUGGCGAGACUCACGGAUGAACAAGCUAUCUCAUCAACUGGGAGAUCGAAGUGGCCGUGGAGGCCUUACUCAUAUCUCGGAUCUCGUGGGAGCCGGAAGUGUCGACUUCGGAGAUGACGGGAGAAAGCAAAAUGGCGAUUGGGAGAAAGGCGCUCCGGACCUGCGCGAAAAGGGAUGGCAGGAUAUUCGAGGUCUUAUGACUAUGACUAGCAGGAAAAAGCGACCCGUUGAUUCAAAGGGCAAGGAGAAGGCCCUGUUGAAGAGACAAAGACGUGGCUCACAAUCGGACGGAUAUCCGAGCGAGACUAUUCCUGAAACUUCGCUUCCGGGCGCCGAAACACAACAGACCGAUGCAGAAAUGGCCUCGGAACCCCUCGUCACAAAUGCAAAACAGCCACCACAGAUCUUCCGUGGAUUAACAAUGUAUCUCAACGGAUCGACAGCUCCUCUGGUCUCUGACCACAGGAUCAAGCAACUGUUCGUCCAGCAUGGGGGAAAUUCGGCUUUGGCUUUGGCCCGCAAGUCCGUCACCCAUGUCAUUGUCGGCGGUACUUGCGGUGGCGGCCUUGCUUCAGGGAAGAUCAACAAAGAAGUCACUGCUGUUAGAGGCAAAGGUAUCAAGUACGUGACGGCUCAGUGGGUACUUGGCAGCAUCGAGAGAGGCAUUCGACUGCCCGAAUCGAGGUAUGUUCCGGAAAAUCUCAACACGAAGGUCGCUGGACAUGGCCAACGAAGCGUGAAAACUGCGUUCAAGCCCACGAAUGGACGAGACGAGCAUAGAUCAUGA